Molecule: messenger RNA, 1240 nt
Organism: Tricharina praecox
Lineage: Eukaryota; Fungi; Ascomycota; Pezizomycetes; Pezizales; Pyronemataceae
Product: V-type proton ATPase subunit D
Exons: 4
Coding region: 130-912 (260 amino acids)
Biological process (GO): vacuolar acidification
Cellular component (GO): vacuolar proton-transporting V-type ATPase complex; fungal-type vacuole membrane
Molecular function (GO): proton-transporting ATPase activity, rotational mechanism
Source: RefSeq, a predicted model, not a curated record
AGCUCCAGUCCAGCUCCAUCAAGCGAGUAACCGACGUCAACGCCAGCCCGCACAACAACCACCAUCUUCUCACCAUCAUCCUCCCGUCGCCGUCGUCACCACCACAUCCAACCCCCUACAACCGCAAAGAUGUCAGGAACAGGAAACCGCGAAGCCGUAUUCGCAACGCGGCAGUCACUGGGGCUAAUGAAGUCGAAGCUGAAGGGCGCCGAGAUCGGGCACUCCCUCCUCAAGCGCAAAUCCGAAGCGUUAACAAAGCGCUUCCGGGACAUCACGCGGCGCAUCGACGAAGCGAAGCGCAAGAUGGGGCGAGUGAUGCAGAUCGCGGCGUUCUCCUUGGCCGAGGUGACAUACGCGACUGGGGGCGGGAACAUCGCGUACGAGAUCACGCAGUCGGUGCGUACAGCGCGGUUCCGGCUGCGCACGCGGCAAGAGAAUGUUUCCGGCGUGCUGCUGCCCGCGUUUGAGGCGUUCGUUGUUGAGGGGGAGAGAGGCGCUGGAGGCGAUUUUGCCCUGACGGGGCUGGGGAGGGGUGGCCAGCAGGUCGCCAGGGCGAGGGAGGUCUAUGGUAAAGCGGUUGAGACCUUGGUAGAGCUUGCGAGCCUGCAGACCGCAUUUGUUAUCCUUGAUGAUGUUAUCAAGGUUGUCAACCGUCGUGUCAAUGCCAUCGAGCAUGUCAUCAUCCCCCGGACGGAGAAUACUAUCAAGUAUAUCAACAGCGAGCUGGAUGAGUUGGAUAGGGAGGAGUUCUACAGGCUCAAGAAGGUGCAGGGGAAAAAGCAGAGGGAUGGCGAGGAGAAUGAUAAGGCGAUUGCGAAGAGGCGGCUGGAGUUGGAGGAGAAGGGACAUGAUGACAAGGAGGGCGGCGAGGAUGUCCUGGGCGAUUCGAAGGAUGAGGAUCUUAUCUUUUAGUCGGCGGUGGAUGGGGGUUGAUGAUUGUGUUGGACUGACUGUUACUCUUUUUUCGGAUGGGGCUUUCUCCUCCCCUUCUUGUAAUUACUGUGUAAAUUACACAUCUUAUACCCGGCGGUAUGGUGCACGCACUUUGACGUUUACAAACAAAAUCACAGUCGUGAGAUGAAUGCGUACCAUUUCACCGAGUGAUACCUGUGUCUCGCCGCCGCACAUUAUGUGAUCAAACCAAGGCUGGCAUCAAAAUGCCGAAUUACAGCGUCCAAACAGGGCUCAAUUAUCCCGUCCAUAUCAUCCCCUCUUGCCUCCUUCCUCCUUCCUUCCUUCC